GGGUGGCGGUGGACGAUGCUCUUCCUUGUGGACGUGCGUGAAUGGAGGGAUGCAAUGGGGGUGGCCGUGCUGUGCUGUCGCGGACGGAGAGGACAGCUGUCGCGGCGGUUGCUGUUGCCGUAGUCCAUCGAUAUGAAGCGGAGAGGGCGGCGGGCCGCAUGAAGGCAGUGCUUUCCAGGCGGCGACACAGGCUUCUGCUGCAGAGGGUGUUGGACGCCCCAGACUGCAUCACGACUUCGGCGGCCAUGGUUCAGCUGUGCGCUGCAAUCGGCUCCGGUGUGCUUCCCAGGGCGACGCCACGUUGGUGGAUGAGGCGGAGAACUGGCGAGACUUGGGACGAUUUGCGGGUGUGCGAUGACGCGACGGAUGAAUACUUCCGGGAAAAGCUCCGCAUGUCGAGGAGAGUGUUCAUGGAGGUCACCGAAGCCUGUGCGCCUCAUUUGCAACGACAGGUCACGUUUUACAGGGAACCGCUUCAGCCGGAUCAGAUCGUCGCGUACGCGCUGUAUAGGUGGGCAACAGGAGAGUCGUACGACAACAACACAUCAUCGUUCGGCAUUGGUAGAGCAUCCGGAGACAAGGGCUUUCCCAACUGCCAUGGCGCAGUUGACUGCACACACAUCUACGUGGACAAACCGGCGAAUGCUCCGAGCGAGAACUACUUCGACCGCAAGCACCGUUUCUCCGUCAUUGCGCAGGUGGUAGUGGACCUGGAUCUGCGUGUGCUUGACGUCUUCGUUGGCUACCCGAGCAGCUGCCACGACAUUCGGGUGAUCCAGCUGUCAAGUCUGUCGAAGCGCGCGGAAGACGGAACGCUUUUUCGUGGGCCGCCUGUAACGCUGCCGGGAGGGGUGAGGACGAACGGAUACAUCUUGGGCGACAACGGGUAUCCUCCUUCAGAAUGGAUAGUGGUGYCGUACGGAGGAAUCAAUCAGCACCCGGACGAGGAAAGGUUCGACAACAAACAGAAGGUCGCUAGAGGUGCUGUGGAGAGGGCGUUCGGGAGGUUGAAGGGGAUGUGGAGGCUCUUUCUGCGGUCGCACAAGACGAACUUGGACACUCUACCGCAGCAGUUCACGGCCCUCUGCAUUCUCCACAACAUCCUGCUCGAUGCUGGAAUCGAGUUCGACGAGAACUUGUUGUGUGAGGUCGACGAGAACAGGGUGAGGCGGCGAGUGGACCUGGGGAUUCAUCGUCCACUGCAGCCAGUGACGAUGCUGACAUCGACGGACGUCGCACACGCGCUCUGCAAUGCCCUAGCACAGCGAGUGAAACACAUCUGAUCGUGCGUAUCGCGCCACUCUGCCUCGCAUACACAAACAAAAGCCGUGUGCGUCC
Molecule: messenger RNA, 1338 nt
Organism: Chara braunii
Lineage: Eukaryota; Viridiplantae; Streptophyta; Charophyceae; Charales; Characeae
Source: the annotation of a GenBank genome assembly